AAUUGUGAUAUCACUGAUAUGAUAUAACCUGUUGUUGGUCUCACUCUCACUCACCGGCAGCCCAAACCGCCGCAAAAUGGCCGCCACCAUUUCGAACCUGACCAACACUCUGCCACUUCACCUCCGCAAGCUUCGACCAUCAUCUCACCGUCUUUCUCUCUCCACACUCGCUUGCUCUCUCCCCGAACCCACCACCACCACCGAAACCACCACCACCACCGCCGCCACCACCAGUUCCUAUUUCCCAAAGCGUGGCCAGACCCUGGAGCUGGUGUGCGAGUCACUCGCUUUCAAAGGCAAGGGCCUCUGCAAGGUCACUGAAACCGGCUUCGUCGUCAUGUGCGACCGUGCCCUUCCCGGCGAGCGCUUCAUUGGCCGUGUCACCCGCAAGAAGGGCAAUUAUGCUGAGGUUACUAAGGUGAAGACCUUAACUCCUCCCCGUGAUGUUGUUGAUGCUCCUUGUGUCUAUGCUCCUUACUGUGGGGGAUGCAAGACUCAGAAUUUGUCUUAUGAAGCUCAACUCAGUGCUAAGGAGGAGCAGGUCCGCGACUUAAUUAUACAUGUGGGGAAGUUUUCUAUCAAGGAACUGGAAUUGCAUGGCAUUAUGAAGCCCAUUGUUCGUUGUGAUAUUCAGUUUCAUUAUAGAAAUAAGAUGGAAUUCUCAUUUGGUCCACAGAGAUGGUUGCCUAAAGAAUCCCUUCAUGAAAGACGUGAGGAUGCUGGUAGUGAAAAUUAUGCAUUAGGAUUGCAUGCUCCCGGCUUUUUUGAUAAAGUUCUAAAUGUUGACAAAUGCUUACUGCAAACUGAUCCCGCUAACAAGGUACUUGCAGCUAUUCAAGAAUGUUGGAGAGAUCCACAACUUGGUUUAUCUCCCUAUAAUGUUUAUUCACACUUAGGAUUUCUUAAGCAUUUGAUGCUGAGAUCUGGAAGGGAUGUAACAACUGAUCUUCCUGAACUUAUGGUCAACUUUGUGACCUCUUCCUACAAGCCAGAGCUGCUGAAGCCCCUAGUUGAUAAAGUUUCUGCGUUUCCUGAAGUGGUAAGCAUCAUGAAUAAUGUAAAUACUUCUGUUGGUAACACAUCUGUCGGGGAGGAAGAGUACACUUUGUAUGGGAAAUCUAACAUUACCGAGACCUUAAGAGGGCUUACAUUCCAAAUAUCAGCAAACUCUUUCUUUCAAACAAAUACCUCUCAGGCAGAGGUUUUGUAUAAGCUUAUAGAAGAAUGUGCUGGUGUCAGAGGAGAUGGCUCAGAAAUUGUCCUUGACCUUUUUUGUGGGACCGGCACCAUAGGUCUGACACUUGCAAGAAGUGCAAGACAUGUUUAUGGCUAUGAAGUAGUUCCUCAAGCUAUCGCUGAUGCCCGUCUCAAUGCCAAAAUAAAUGGUAUACAAAAUGCAACAUUUGUCCAGGGGGAUCUCAAUAAAAUUGAUGAGAAUUUUGGGAGGAGUUUUCCUAAACCUGACAUUGUCAUAUCAGAUCCCAAUCGCCCAGGAAUGCACAUGAAGUUGAUUAAAUUCCUGCUAAAUCUUAAGGCCCCUCGAAUAGUGUAUGUGUCGUGUAAUCCCGCCACAUGUGCCCGUGACCUUGAUUAUCUCUGUCAUGGUGUGGCAGAACUGAAUCUGAAAGGAUGUUACAAGUUAUUAAGCCUGCAACCAGUUGACAUGUUUCCGCACACACCUCAUAUUGAGUGUGUUUGCCUUCUGGAGCUUUCUUAAUCUGCGAAUUGUGAUCAAUUAAACCUUUACAUUUCAAGGCUAUAACAAGGUUGACUCAAGAUAUAAUUCAAGGUUGGGUCCUCAAGGUGAUGAUACAUUUAUGCUGCAAGGUGUGACUAAUGCUUAGCCUGCCCAAAACUAUUGCAUCAGUGCUCCCAAAAGGUUGGAAAACACGGAUCAAUGACUACAUUGUUGCAAACUUGUGAAAGUUUCUCAGCUAUUUCUAUUUAUGCAAAGCCACCAACAGGUUGGAUUAAUGCCUAGCCUCGAAAUGUGGAUUACUGUUGAGUGUUGGUAUCCCUCACCAUGUGACAAGUCCAUCAUGAAAUGGAUCAUGUGCUACACUUGUCAGAUCCUUGCUUACUUAAAGAAAGUUGAGGUGCAAAUCCUCAUGGAUUAUUUCAGAUGAGUAUGUAUUAUUCGAUGUGUGCAUAAAUUGAUUGUAUUCAGUUCUUAUCUAGUUCUUCAUAGUUUAUAUAGCUUCAAGACUAAAUGCUGCUGUCAUGUUGGGGAAAGGUGGCUGGAAUAGGCUUCCAAUUCAUUUUGAUUUGUGUAUUGAUAUUGUUAUUCCUGGUUUUGCCUGAGAUCAAAGGGGUACUAGGUUCUAGCUCUGAACCAAUGCAUGAUGAUAUUCAAUAGCUAAUUUAAUCACUAUAUAUAUCGA
This is a messenger RNA of Lotus japonicus, 2381 nucleotides long. RefSeq lists its product as uncharacterized. Gene Ontology annotation, biological process: RNA processing. The record is from RefSeq and is a predicted model, not a curated record. The transcript has 11 exons. The coding region runs from base 77 to 1717 and encodes 546 amino acids. NCBI's taxonomy places the organism in Eukaryota, Viridiplantae, Streptophyta, Magnoliopsida, Fabales, Fabaceae.